Messenger RNA from Neurospora tetrasperma FGSC 2508, 277 nucleotides. RefSeq lists its product as uncharacterized. The transcript has a single exon. The record is from RefSeq and is a predicted model, not a curated record. Bases 34 to 243 code for a protein of 69 amino acids. NCBI's taxonomy places the organism in Eukaryota, Fungi, Ascomycota, Sordariomycetes, Sordariales, Sordariaceae.
AGCACCAUUUGAUCUCAAAACGAGAUCAACAGCAUGUGUUCGAAGCAAAUUGCCCAUCUUCCAAGGGUGCAGCCCGAUAUACAGGUCCAAUGGCAUUCUGUUCCGCAGGUUACUGGAGUGCAAGUGGCUUUUUCCAUAUGUACAAGUCGGAGAGAUGGUAAAGCGGUCAUGAAGGCCCCCCAAGCUUAUACCAGCGUGGUCAAGCCAAGCCUUACACAACCGCACAUGACUGUACGUAAGUAACCUAAAUACGUACACUACAUGACUUACUCCUGUU